Pseudo-nitzschia multistriata is the source of this 1785-nucleotide messenger RNA. Lineage: Eukaryota; Bacillariophyta; Bacillariophyceae; Bacillariales; Bacillariaceae. The record is from the annotation of a GenBank genome assembly.
UGAUACUGUACAGUGCAUCAUCUUCCUGAUACCUGCCGUACGAGUUGCCAUUCCAGACAACUGGGGUUUUCCUAGCGUUUUAGCUCUUAGCAAAUAGAAUGUAUGGGAUGCAAACCAUGUGUAGGGAUCUCUGGGUAUCUCCGACGUGCUUGGGACUUUUCGGUUUCACCGCUGCCGCUUCCCCAUGGCCCAAACUCCCCCCGCCACCGCCAGAGCCAGCACGAAUUCCGCCGGGAGACCUUUCGUCGCCGCAACCGGCGCAAAGGUUUGCGGGGCUGCCCGGGUGAUCCGAUGCGUUCGCGGUGCAGAGGCACCGACAAAGACGGACGACGAGGCCUUUGGCGUCGCCGAGGAUUCUACCACCACCGGAGGCGCAUCCGGUUUUGGUUUCCCGUAGUUCACGUAGUCGUUCAUGCACGUAUCGUCUUCCUCCUCGCUGUUGCUGUGGUUCCCGUCGAUCCGGUUGGAAAGUCCCUCUCCCUCGCUCCACGCCGUCUGUCGAAGGUCGUCCCACCAGGCGACCGACUCGUCUCCCAGGGCAAUGAACGCGGAGUAGUCCAUCAGCAGCUCUUCCCCCUUCGCGACGUCCCUCGACGUGAUGCUCCGCACGCCCUUGUUCACCACGUUCACCAUGUCGGGGCGCUCCCCGUGGUUGAAAAACGAGGCCUCGUCCAGGUUGCACUCGACCUCCUGGGUCCGUGUCUGGCCGCUGUAGGCGUAGGCCCACAGGAGGACGUCGCACUGCAGGUCGUGCGGGAGCCGCCGCAGAAACUUCCUCAUGGACCUGGGGUUCGGCCAGAAACCGUUGUUCGUUUGGUCGUUGCCCUUCCAGACCACGGUUCCGCUUGGAAUAUCCUCGGUGGCGUAGAUGGCGCGCCCCCUCUCGCCGUCCCUGACCUCGAGCAGACCAAGGGUCAGGCCGCUGUAGCCCAGGUGGUUUAGGUUCCGAAGCCGAUUGUGGGUUCUGUGGUGGUAGCUGUGCCUCGCUUGUUUUUCCUCGUAGUAGACCGCCUGGAGGUGCCUCCAGGUUUCUUCGCUGUGGAUCAAUCGGCGGUAGUUCGAGGUUGCGCAAUCCGUCGGGAGGGGAUAAAUCCUCUCUUCUUCGACCUGGAUUGCGAAGUAUUCUUCGGCGGACCAGAUUGGCAUGUUUCUUUUGUCUUUCGAUGCUCGUGCCUGCGGAGCGAAGCUGGCAAAAUGGGCAACCUCCUCGAUUUCAACCAAAGAGGUGCGGAAGGAUAGCUUGGAUACGAAGAUAGAGUUAGUGACACCAAUCAAAACGAAAACGGCGGAAAUUCCGAAGACGUGCGAGUCUUCUGCACGUACUCGUACUUAUGUUACGAGUACGUACGGUACGAUUGGGGGGGCUAGGUGGGGGGGAGUGGUUGAUCAUUGCUCGAAAGAGACGUUGCAAAGAAGACUUUCAAAAACGGGAGGUACGGGAAAAAGCACGAAAACCAAAGAGCACACGUGCCAGAGUUCCGUUGAGUCUAUGGAACAUCCGUGAUUCAAUAUCCAUUGGCCGACAAUUCAGAAGACACUGCCGCGGAAAUGUUCUGCUCGCGUCGCACACGGGAAUGGAAUGGCAUCUCACCGUUCAAACCCAACGGUAGAAAGGUCCAUUUUCUUUGAAAAUCUGAAGACCCGGCAUGCUUUUUUGGGGGAUCACAUGUGCACAAGCAAGGUAGGACUCUAUGUACCUGUACGAGUAACUGGUACCUGCACGAGUACGAGUAUAGUAUGUAUGUAGCCUUCACGUAAAGGAAAGCCAAGUUUUUAAAAUUUGUG